This is a messenger RNA of Pogona vitticeps (central bearded dragon), 4063 nucleotides long. The record is from RefSeq and is a predicted model, not a curated record. NCBI's taxonomy places the organism in Eukaryota, Metazoa, Chordata, Lepidosauria, Squamata, Agamidae.
AGCUCCCCCUCCCCAGUCUCGGGUCCCCAAACUCCAGCGGCGCGGCGUCCCCGUAAGUGCGGGAUCAUAACGCUUGGUCUCGCUUCGCCCCGGCGUGGUGCUCGCAUGCUUCUUUUUUUCCUGGUUUCGGGGGCGUCUUCCUCUCCGUUUCCCGCCUUCUUUUCCGGUUGGCUUGUCUCGGUGAUUUCCCUCCCUGGAAGAGUUUAAGCUGACUAAUUCAUCCUGUCCAAGAUGGCUGACAGUGACAAAAACGGAAGCAGCCGCUCGAGUACCAGCAGCAGCCGCCUACAGAGCAAGAAGCCCCCCAACCUCUCCAUCGUCAUUCCACCCAUGGAGGGAGAAAGUGAAAGCAGCAAAACGAAGCUUUUGAAGAAAAACCCAGUUUUACAAAAGAGUGUCAGCCUCCAAGAAUCAAGGGUGAAAAGGCAAGACAGCAACUUUGAAAGACAUCCUGGCUUACACAGGCAAACCUCGCUAUCCCAGAGCAUCCGCAAAGGGGCAGCCCAGUGGUUCGGAGUCAGCAACAACUGGGAUGGGAAGCGGCAGCACUGGCAGCGCAUGAGCCUGCAGCACUGCAGCCUACGGUAUGGAAAACUCAAACCUGCCUACCGAGAAAUGGAGCUGCCCAGCCAAGAAGUCCCUUCCUUCCAAGGCACAGAGUCUCCCAAGCCAAAGAAGAUGCCCAAGAUUGUGGACCCUCUUGCCCGAGGCCGGCCCUUUCGGCACCCAGAUGAAGUGGAUCGCCCACGUACCCCACAUCCUGUUGUACCUCCUCUGACCCCUGGCGUCAUCUCCUUGACGUCGUUUGGCAGCACACGGUCUGGCUACACUCGCAUGCCCCGCAGGAAGAGGGAGUCGGUAGCUCACAUGAGUUUCAAGGCGGCUGCCGCUAUAAUCAGAGGGCGUCCUGUCCUGGAGUCCUCAGCACCAAAGCGGAGGUGCAACAAAAGGAGCUUUCUUUACCCCAGUUUCAUGGACGACGACGUGGUGGAUGGCAUGGAUACUUAUGACUCCUCCUUCUUCAGUAAGGUGGACAUUCACGACGAGAUGUGCUCCAUGCCCGAUGAUGUCUUUGAAUCCCCGCCCCUCUCUGCCACUGGCUUCCGAGGGCUUCCUCAGCCAGAGGAUGGCAAGUCGCCUGAGGCUGAGCAUCCAGUGCAGCGUGCUGCAUCUGCUGCCGUUCCCAAGAGGGGCACACGGAUUGCCUCUCGAGUCAAACACUUUGCCUUUGAUCGCAAGAAGCGCUACUACGGACUGGGGGUGGUGGGCAAGUGGUUGAACAGGACGUAUCGGCGGAGCAUCAGCAGUGUGGUACGCUCUCAGCUGGAGAUCGGAGACAGCCACAGGCCCUACUUCACUUACUGGAUCACCUGUGUCCAUAUCAUCAUCACUCUCCUGAUCAUUUGCACCUAUGGGAUUGCGCCUGUUGGCUUUGCCCAACAUCUGACAACAGCCUUAGUGCUGAGAAACAAAGGGGUCUAUGAGAGUGUGAAGUACAUCCAGCAAGAGAAUUUUUGGAUUGGACCAAGCUCGAUUGACUUGAUCCACCUCGGGGCCAAGUUUUCCCCUUGCAUCCGAAAGGACCAGCAGAUCGAGAAGUUGAUUGAGAAAGAGAGAGACCAAGAGCGCAAUUCAGGCUGCUGUGUCCAAAAUGAUAACUCUGGGUGUGUUCAGACUCUGCGCAAGGAUUGCUCGGAAACACUAGCUACUUUUGUCAAGUGGCCAGACUAUAACCCGCCAGCUGUAGACCCCAGCAACUCCAGUGUGAAGAGGACAUCCGGUGCUGUGUGCUCUCAGGACCCCAGGACUUGUGAGGAACCAGCCUCAAAUCAACCUCAUAUCUGGCCAGAUGAUAUCAGCAAGUGGCCGAUAUGCACCUAUCAGGCCAAAAGCAAUCACUCUGGCCUCUUGCAUAUGGAUUGUGACAUCAAGGGAAGACCAUGCUGUCUUGGAACCAAAGGCAGCUGUGAGAUCACUACUCGGGAGUACUGUGAAUUCAUGCAUGGCUACUUCCAUGAAGAAGCAACACUCUGUUCACAGGUACACUGCAUGGGUGAGGUGUGUGGCCUCUUGCCAUUUUUGAACCCAGAGGUUCCUGACCAAUUCUACAGACUCUGGCUGUCUUUAUUCCUUCAUGCUGGAGCAAUUAACUACUUGGUAGCCAUGGGGGCUUACCAGAAGCAGCUCUGGGCAAGAGUCCUACCAGCUCUGCAAGUCGCCCCAGAUGAUAUUAGGCAGCUGUGCCUCAACGCUCAUGCUGAGGCCCUGGAGGCGGAGCUUGACUGCAGUGAAGCCAGCAGCACCCGAUGGUUGGUUUCCACCAUUUCUCUGGCCUAUGAAUUGCAGAACAAGCCUCUCCCUGAAGAUCUCAGAGCUCAUUCCACCAGAGCUGUUGCCACAUCCACUGCCCUGCUGCGAGGAGUUGACAUCCAGGACAUUUCCAGAGCAGCUACAUGGUACAAUGUGUCUACCUUUGUUACACAUUACAGACUGGACCUCCGGGCCAAGAAUGAGACCAAGUUUGGGAGAGCUGUGGGGCCAGCAGGAUCCCAGUUUGGCUUGCUAGCCUGCCUGUUUGUGGAACUGAUUCAGAGCUGGCAAGUCCUAGAGAAACCCUGGAAGGCUUUCCUGAAUCUUUUUGGGAUUGUCCUUUUUCUCUUUAUCUGUGGCCUCCUGCCAUGGAUCGACAACAUUGCACAUAUCUUUGGCUUCCUCAGUGGCCUCUUGCUUUCCUUUGCCUUCCUGCCUUAUAUCACCUUUGGCACUGUAGACAAGUACCGCAAACGGGCCAUGAUCAUUGUCUCGCUGCUAGUCUUCAUUGGCCUCUUUGCAUCUCUUGUGAUCUGGCUCUACGUGUACCCGAUCAACUGGCAAUGGACUGAGUAUUUAACCUGCCUGCCUUUCACUACCAAGUUCUGUGAAAAAUAUGAUUUGGACCAAGUCUUGCAUUGAUGAAGUUGGGAGGCUGUUGAAUGGGCUCAGUGGAGAAUUGAAACAUGCCAGAUUUCGAAGAGCAAAGGAUGGGCAGGAGGGCAGUGCCUGUGGCCCAAACUAAAGUAUCUUUGCUCCCAGCCUCCCUUUGGAAUUCCCCAGGAACCGCUCAUGAAACAUCAGGUACCAAGUGCUGAAGCAGAAGCUGAGCAAAUCUCCUUACUAUCUGGGUGGGAGUGAGAGAGUAUUAGCAGACUGAAACACUUAUAGCUUCCUCUGUAACACUUCUGGGCAUUAGGUAGCCUUUAUCAGCAGGUAUUACUGUGGAGCAAGAUCAUUCAUGCAAUGCUGCCUUGACUCUUGAGCUCUAAAUGGCUCAGAGUUCACCUGUUACCGGAAGCCCUCCCAGUGUAGUGCCUGCAGCAGAUAAUCAGGUCUGCAAAAAGUUUGAUGUCAGGACCACCUCCCCAGAGUUUGCACUGUAGAAGAUAAUCAACCAUCUAUGCCUUUUAAGUCAAGUCCCAUCUGAUGUGCUGGCAUGAUCCAAUGACACCCUUCAUCUGCGGAGCUCCUCUGGCCCUUUCGGGGGGGCAGAUACCUACCAGGAAGUGACUUUUAAACAGCACCUUAAAGUGAAGUACCAUCCCAUUGAAGUGCUUAUAUUUACCAUCUGCAGGGUUCUGUGGUCUCCUUUUUUUAAAAUGCAGUUCCUGGUUUUGGGAAUUCUUUUCCUAAUACUUUUUUGGCAUAAGUUGGUGCUUGGACUUCACGGCAGUCUUUGCUGCAUUUAGUGCCUUUUUUGUGGUACUAGGAAUUGUACUGUGAAAACAAUCCCCCUUUUUUUGUCCCAAGGGGUAUUUUUGUAUAUGGUUUGGUUUUUUUUUUGUCUUAAGACAUCUACAAUCUAUGUGUGUUACUAUAGCCAAAUAUGUUUUUUGGCAAAAGAGCACUGAUGUUUUCAAAGAAAUCUUGUGCCAUCUGUCGGAAUUGCCUCUAGCCAUUCCAGUAUCUACGAGGAGCCUGUUGGAAGGAGAGCUUCUCUUGAGGGAGGCCAGACAUUUUCUAGAGUGACAAACAACAUGGGGUGGGGGGCAUUGUUUUUGUUUAGAAUAAAUACAUCAAUUUCAAACAA